Ilyonectria robusta is the source of this 234-nucleotide messenger RNA. RefSeq names its product ankyrin repeat-containing domain protein. Lineage: Eukaryota; Fungi; Ascomycota; Sordariomycetes; Hypocreales; Nectriaceae. The annotation marks the transcript as partial. Gene Ontology annotation, molecular function: protein binding. The record is from RefSeq and is a predicted model, not a curated record. The transcript has a single exon.
GACGUCGAGUCCAAGGACGAAGAUGGUCAGACGUCGCUAUCGUGGGUCGCCCGGAAUGGGCACGCGGCCAUCGUCAAGCUGCUGCUCGAGAAGGGCGCCGACGUCGAGUCCAAGGACGAGUAUGGUCGGACGCCGCUAUGGUGGGCCGCCUGGAACGGGCACGAGGCCAUCGUCAAGCUGCUGCUCGAGAAGGGCGCCGACGUCGAGUCCAAGGACGAAGAUGGUCGGACGCCG